Myotis lucifugus (little brown bat) is the source of this 582-nucleotide messenger RNA. It is a transcript of the gene NPPB, whose product is annotated as natriuretic peptide B. Gene Ontology annotation, cellular component: cytoplasm; nucleus; extracellular region. Bases 1 to 387 code for a protein of 128 amino acids. NCBI's taxonomy places the organism in Eukaryota, Metazoa, Chordata, Mammalia, Chiroptera, Vespertilionidae. Gene Ontology annotation, molecular function: hormone activity; hormone receptor binding. The transcript has 3 exons. Gene Ontology annotation, biological process: receptor guanylyl cyclase signaling pathway; negative regulation of systemic arterial blood pressure; neuropeptide signaling pathway. The record is from RefSeq and is a predicted model, not a curated record.
AUGGACCCGCAGACGGGGCUGUCCAGGGCGCUCUUGCUCCUUCUGUUCUUGCACCUGAUGCCGCUAGGAGGUCGUUCCCACCCGCUGGGUGGUCCUAGCCCAGGGCCCCCCUUGAAACUGUCCAGAGUCCAGGAGCUGCGGGACCAUCUUCCGGGCACAGUUGGGGAGUGGCAGGAGGAGCAGACCACCCCGGAGCCCCUCCAGCAAGGACGCAGUUCUAAAGCAGCCGGGGCGGCCAGGCAGGCAGCUUCUGCUGCCGGCCUUGGGCCCCGUGACCAUGUCCUCCAGAGCCCCAAGAGGAUGCGUGACUCGGGCUGCUUCGGGGGCAGGAUGGACCGAAUCGGCUCCUCCACUGGCCUGGGCUGCAAUGUGCUGAAGAGGCAUUAGGAGCAAGUCCUGGCCGCAGAGAUCUACGCCCGACUCCCGAUCGACCCCCUGGUCCCCAUCGGCUCCCUGGUCCCCUUUGAAGCAACUCCUAUUUAUUUAUUAUUUCUUAAUUUAUUGGAUUGUUUUAUAUAAGACGGUUCUUACCUUUGAGCCCUAAUUUUCCAUGAUGAGGUAAAGUCCACAUUAAAGCUUUUU